AUGGAGAUCAACUACCAAGGCAAGUGGAACCUCAGCAUGAUGGGUGAAUUCUGCUGGAUGCUCCUACGUGACAUCCCAGAGGCAAAAUCAUGGCCAGUGGUUCGGGACCGGCCAGGGGUGCCCACAGGCACCGUCGAACAAGUCCUCUGGAAGCCCUCACAGACGCACACUUCCUCCAAAAGUUUCGACUGUCCAAGGCCGCUGUCGUCAUCCUCCAGAACUAUCUACACAACAGCGUGCUAUCGACUUCCGCUUCUAACGGCCUUGCGGUUCUUCGCCACGGGCAAGGUGGCACGAGCGGCGGGCGUGGCGAGGCUGCCGACGACCCGGACCAGAACAGUGGUGGGCCACGUCUCCAGCACCCUUGUGAACGAGUUGAAGGACCACUUCCUAGAUUUCCCGGACACACAGCAACAGGAGACAUUCAAGGCGGACUUCCAAGAGAUUGGACAACUUGUGAACGUGAUUGGUUGCAUCAACAGUAUACCCAUCCCUCUGGCUGGGUUUUUGGGCAUGGAAUUGGGCGUAGGAAACCAACAGUACGGCCAAAGACUCCUGAAGCUGCUGGUGGUAUGUGGGCCACAGGGGCAAAUCACCUCUCUCAUGGUGCAGCCCUACGCGGAGGGUGACUGGCAGACGUUCCGAGACAGCUGUCUUCUUGACGCCCUCCAGAAUGACGAGUAUGAUGGAUACGUCCUGGCGAACCUCAACUUCCCUCCUAGAAGAUACUUUCUCAUCCCAAUCGCUAAUCCAGCGAACUGGAUGGACGAGCUCUUCAAUUUCGCGCACUUCACCACUCUGCAAGUCUCGAAUCACGCUCUGAACCUGCUGACUGCCAGAUUCCCGUGUUUGGUGGCAGCUAUGGAUGGGAUAUAUCCGUCCAAUCUGAAUGUUGUGGCGGCCUGCGCUAUACUGCAUAAUCUGUGUCUGAAGCUCUCCGUUCCCGCCCCUCCUGGCAAUCCCAACGCGCAUCCGAUCAACCUCCCCUUCCAGAACAGGGCCCAACCCCCCCGUUCACAUUGCAGGGAGGAGUAGGGAUAUGUCUGUCCUAUCGAAAUGUGGUGGCCUGCGCUAUAUUCCAUAUACUGCGUCUGAAGCUUUCCGUUCCCGUCCUUUCUCGGGCCUCCGAUCAACCUCGCCUUCACUUUACAAAGAGAAGUAGGUAAAAUUAUUUAGGCUAUGUCCAAUCGAAGUGUGUGGCGGCCAGCGCUGAACUCCAUAUUCUGCGUCUGAAGCUCUUCGAUCCCGUCCCUUUUGGCAGCAGCCACACCAUGUAUGCCAGGGCCUCCGAUCAACCUCACCCUCCAGAACAGACGCCAGCCGUAACAUAACAGGGAGGAGUAGCUUCUCUAGUCGCCGCCAUCCAGCUUCCUACUCAGCCCUGUCGCCUUCCCUCACCACCCAUCCAGAGUAGAGCAGACCAAUUCCAGUCUCUUUUUCCUAUAUAUAUGAUGAUUUCUGUGGGUUAGGUCAUUUUCCCUCCUAUCAAAAAACAAGACAAUUACCGUCAGUCAGUCAGCGACCACUCCAGCAAGGAACAAGAUGACGAGGUGUUAAUCAUGGACACGCCACCGUCUAUACUUCUGCUGGUCUGCUCUGAAAUCCCGGCCCAUGCAUGUCCCCAAAUGGAGUCGAAGAAUCAACUAUACUGAAAAAUGUAAUAGUCUUGUGGGUUUUUUUUGGUAUAUAUUUAAGUAUACUUUUAGCUGUCAUCUUGUGUAGUUAACGAUGCUAUAGAUGCGUUUUGAUAUAAGCUACCCAACCUACCCGCUAAAGCUGCGCGUGGCCUCAGUGUUCAUAUCUGUCUCACAGACAUUUGUAAGGAAGCCAACUAUUUCCAAAUGAAGGAGGUAGGAAGAAAGACUUGGUUUAGCUUGGACAGGUUGUGAGCUGUGUGUGUGUGUGUGUGUGUGUGUGUGUGUGUGUGUGUGUGUGCUAUUUGUAUUUGGUUGUUACUUUGCUACAUUUACUUUUGUGUGUAUGAACGUAUGCAUCUAUUAGAGAACGGGUAUUUCAAUUACGAUAUGUAGCUAUUUUGUAAGGAGCAGCUUUUCUUGAAACACUCCGACAUCGAGAUCGAUAAAUUGUACAAAAUACUGCUGCACUGAUGCACUAAUAUGCACUAUGGUAGGUAGAGGAUAAAGUCUGGAGUUUAGUACGUAUAGUUUCUUACUUUAAUAAACAUUUACACGUAUAUAAGAUUGUCAUUACCUUUUACCUUUUUCGAACUCUACUCAAAACUUCAGUCUUCGCCCUCGUAAAGUAGUAACCAAAAUCCACACGUUUUUCGAGUCUUUGCCCUU
Eriocheir sinensis (Chinese mitten crab) is the source of this 2303-nucleotide messenger RNA. RefSeq lists its product as uncharacterized. Lineage: Eukaryota; Metazoa; Arthropoda; Malacostraca; Decapoda; Varunidae. The coding region runs from base 1 to 1035 and encodes 344 amino acids. The record is from RefSeq and is a predicted model, not a curated record. The transcript has 3 exons.